AUGACGACCGCAGCACCUCAACAUGCCACUGCGGCACACAACCUCUCACAGUCAGCCCGCGCUGAAGCAGAAUAUACCAAGGGCACCCAACCCAGCACAUUUAUUCCCCGCGGCGAUACUACAGUCACCUUGAAUUACUUCAGACCUCCUGAAGAUGGUUCAGUACCGUACAACUACGUAGAGAAGCAAGCCGACGGACAUCAGCGCAACUUCGGCGACUUCGACGUACAGCUUCCAAUCCGGGACAUCCGCGGCCGGGAAAAGGAAUACAGCCUCGACAAAGACGCAUUCCAAGUCGUAGCUGGCUUAUCGGAGUCCGCCGAGAAAGAUUUCGUCGACGAUGCCUCCAUCAAAGAAAAAUACUACCCAGAAGUGGAGAAACUGAUACUGGAGAAUGUUGAGGGAAGCAACCGCGUGUUCAUCUUCGACCACACGAUCCGCCGCUCGAACCCCAAUGCUCCAAGAGCACCAGUCACCAGAGUGCAUAUCGACCAGACAAAGAAAUCUGCAACUGCGAGGGUUCACCACCAUCUACCUGAGGAGGCGGAGAAAUUAUUGCAAGGUCGAUACCGCAUUAUCAACAUCUGGCGGCCGUUGAACGGUCCAGUGCAAGCUUCGCCUCUUGCCUUCGCCAGCUCGUCGUCCUUGAAGGAUGAAGACCUGAUCCCCAUCGAACACAGAUAUCCAGAUCGAACUGGUGAGACUGCGGGUAUCAGGUUCAACGAAAGUCAGAAGUGGCACUACUUGUCAGGCAUGAGGAACGACGAAAGAUUGUUCCUGGAGUGUUUUGAUUCAGAGGCUACGAAGCCUGGCACCAAGGUUCUGGGUGGAAGAGUUCCUCAUACUGCUUUCCAAGAUCCAAGAACGCCAGAAAAUGCUGUGGGUAGAGAGAGUAUCGAGGUUAGAGCUCUUGUUUUCGGCCCAUGA
Messenger RNA from Cadophora gregata, 927 nucleotides. RefSeq lists its product as uncharacterized. The transcript has a single exon. Bases 1 to 927 code for a protein of 308 amino acids. The record is from RefSeq and is a predicted model, not a curated record. Lineage: Eukaryota; Fungi; Ascomycota; Leotiomycetes; Helotiales; Ploettnerulaceae. Gene Ontology annotation, molecular function: oxidoreductase activity.